Molecule: messenger RNA, 573 nt
Organism: Serinus canaria (Common canary)
Lineage: Eukaryota; Metazoa; Chordata; Aves; Passeriformes; Fringillidae
Product: serine/threonine-protein kinase PAK 3-like
Exons: 5
Coding region: 1-573 (190 amino acids)
Biological process (GO): intracellular signal transduction; regulation of axonogenesis; regulation of MAPK cascade
Cellular component (GO): cytoplasm
Molecular function (GO): protein serine/threonine kinase activity; ATP binding
Source: RefSeq, a predicted model, not a curated record
AUGGAUAUGGAUGCAGUGGGAUACACAAAGCUUCAGUGCCUGCAAGGACUGCAUUUCCUUCAUUGCCGCCAAGUCAUCCACAGAGACAUCAAAAGCGGCAAUGUUCUUGUGGGCAUGGAUGGAUCCGUCAAGCUGGCUGACUUUGGCCUUUGCGCUCAGCUCAGCCCUGAGCGCAGCAAGCGCAGCUCCAGCGUCGGCACUCCCAGCUGGAUGGCACCGGAGGUAGUGAGAGGAGAAGCCUACGGCCCCAAAGUGGACAUCUGGUCCCUGGGGAUCAUGGGGCUGGAAAUGGUGGAAGGGGAAGCUCCUUACCAGCGGGAAGCCCGUCUCAGGGUUUUUGAACUGAUAGAAAGGAACGGGCCCCCAAAACUGCAGAACCCCAAGCACCACUCGGCUCUCCUGCGCGACUUUCUCCGCUGCUGCCUGCAGGCAGACGAGGACAGGCGCUGGUCUGCCCAGGAACUCCUGCAGCAUCCCUUUGUGACCUCAGGCGAUCCUGCCUCCAGCCUGGCUGCUCUGAUCACCUCAGCCAAGCAAGUGCAGGAAGACUGGGGAGGAGACGCCUGCGCCUGA